AUGUUGACACUCGGAGGGAGCGCAUGCAUCGCCCGACCGCCCGACCGCGUCGUUUCACGGCGAGGUGUCGCGAGGCGCGUCUCCGCUCAUCGGCCCCGCGCGGCUGAAAAGUUCUGCCUGAGCGGUUCGGGAGCCUCUGGAAUUCCGGCCGAUGAUGCGGCUUCUCACGAACGUGGAGCUGAACGCGAUGGUUUCGUGCUGUCCAGGCGUGCCUUCGGACCAUCCAUCGCCGCGACAUUGCUCGCGCCGAUCGUACCAUCGAGCAUCGAGUCCGCAUUCGCCGCCGGUGGAGGAGGAUCGCCUGCCGCGGUGGGUAUCGAGUGUGUUGUCAUGAGGACCGCGUCCAUCACGCCUGACAUGGCAGCCAACUACCUCGUCGAAGCCGUCCCGGGACUCGUUAAGCGCGACGACGCUCCCGCAGGACGGGCCAUUGUCAUGGGUGCGGGAGGUAUCGCACUAGAACUCAGGGGCGGUGGCGAUGAGGGCGAUGAGGGCGAUGCUGAUGGGUCUUCCUCGUCAGUGAAGCUGCCUUCCGAGUCUCGAGACCCCCCAAAGCUCGCCGCGAUAUUCGUCGGCACCGACAACCCCGCCAAGGCCAGGAAUACCGCCCUGAGGAACGGCGCCGCAACCCAGAAGGAUGGACCGGGUUCGGGCGAGAGGUGCAGCGGCGACGCCUACGCGGGAUGCGUCGCUAACCUGGUAGGCUUCCCGUUGGUAUUUGUGAAGACGAGGUCAGCCAAACCGGCCGUCGUGAGAAUAGCAGUGAGCGGUGCCCUGGACCCCGACGCGGUGGUGGACGCCCUCGGAGGAGAUGCAAGUGGCCUGACGAUCGAUUCCGCGGGGAAGGGCCAGGUUGGGGUGGUGGAGAGAGCGGCGGAGGAUCCACCGCUGCAGGGAAGGGGGGUGAUACUGACGCCAGCCGGAGGCGGCGCUGGAGGCUUGGAGCUGAGGGCGGGUGACCGUGGAAGCGCCGCUUGGAGGGUGCUUGGGGUUGUAGGGACGGGGGGCAAGAGGUCAAGGGCGAAGUCACCAUGCCCAGGCACAGACCGGUCUCCGGUGUGCCACAGGAGGACGGCGAGUGAUGGGAAGCGCCUCCUAAACGCGCGCAAGCUAGGCGAGCUCGUCACGAUUUCCACGCUCUGCCCAAUGCCUUUGCAUUUCGCCACGCACGAGAAUUAUCUUCCGGCCACCGGCCAAUUUCUUGGGUUUGCAAGUUCUGUUCGACGACCCAACUUUCUCGGAAACGACCAAAGACCACGCCUCGCGCGUUGGCAUCACCUUCAUGCUCGCUCAGGAGCUCAGGAUUCAGUAAGACCCCGGGCCGCCCGUAAGUCCCGAGGGCAACCACACGUCGGAAAUGUGAAAAGGAAAAGACCCCUCAGGGGGCACCACAGUGGCGUAAGAGGCAUCUUUUCGUUUCCCGCCACGCUGGUUUUGUUCUCAGGUGCACAGAGGAGUUCAUCCGCAAAACUACGAGUCCACCGCAGAAAUGCGUAAGUCCAGAAUACCGUGUUCCGCCUCAUGAUCUGUCACCCAGGUGCAAGUAAAACGUAUCAUUUGAUUGACCCACUGGGCAAGAAGAAAGAGUGGAGAGUCGCGGAGAGGUUAUUCUUUGUCCUGGCACAAAUCACCCCACACACUGCGCUUUCGCCCAGCAAUCUGUUGCCUUGCCUUUGAUCAUCGCUUCACCGUCACGAGCCGUAGCUGCAUAUUGCACACACGCGCGUCAUGCCUUUCGAGUCUUUGAUCUCUCAGGAACACAUAUCACUUCACUGCCACACUGAUGAUUUACUUGGUACAACGUUCAAGCGUCCGAAAUCCGGCGUCCUUGCUGCAGUAGAGUAUUCCCGCACGCAAUUCUAUGCCCAUCGAUUCUUCGAUUCGCGCGGUAAUUCUGCAUGUUUGAGUCGCCAGUUUGCUCACUUUGGUUCGCUUGGAACUGUGUGGUUUGUUUGGGUCGCGUAUUCUUCCCAGGAUGAUUUAGGUUUCUCCUUCGUGGCGGGUCACCAGUAGGUCAGAUAUGCUCUUUCCGACUAGUUU
Messenger RNA from Micromonas commoda, 2040 nucleotides. RefSeq lists its product with no specific name. Lineage: Eukaryota; Viridiplantae; Chlorophyta; Mamiellophyceae; Mamiellales; Mamiellaceae. The transcript is spliced from 3 exons. The record is from RefSeq and is a predicted model, not a curated record. The coding region runs from base 1 to 1497 and encodes 498 amino acids.